AUGGAAGGAGGUGUACCAGAAGCAGAUAUGUCUGCUUUCAGAGAAUGUUUGUCUCUUUCAUGGAAAAAUCCUUAUGUUCUUCGUCUUGCUUUCUCUGCUGGAAUUGGUGGCCUCCUUUUUGGCUAUGACACUGGAGUUAUAUCUGGAGCUCUUUUGUAUAUAAGAGAUGACUUCAAAACAGUAGAUAGAAAGACAUGGCUUCAGGAAGCAAUAGUGAGUACCGCCAUAGCUGGAGCAAUCAUAGGAGCUGCAGUUGGUGGUUGGAUCAAUGAUAGAUUUGGAAGGAAAAUAUCAAUACUUAUUGCAGAUACCCUCUUUUUAUUAGGGUCAAUUAUAAUGGCUGCUGCUCCAACUCCAGUUAUUCUCCUUGUUGGUAGAGUCAUUGUUGGAGUUGGUGUUGGAAUGGCCUCUAUGGCUUCUCCUUUGUACAUCUCUGAAACUUCACCAACUAGAGUUAGAGGUGCUCUGGUUAGUCUCAAUAGUUUUCUCAUUACUGGUGGACAGUUCCUUUCUUAUCUCAUCAACUUGGCCUUUACUAAGGCACCACACCCAUGGAGGUGGAUGUUAGGAGUAGCAGCAGCACCUGCUGUCAUACAAAUUGGACUCAUGUUGACCCUCCCCGAAUCGCCUCGUUGGUUGUACCGCAAGGGCAAAGAGGAAGAAGCAAAACUAAUUUUGAAAAAGAUAUACGAGGUGGAGGACUACGACGAUGAAAUUCAAGCAUUAAAAGAAUCAGUUGAUAUGGAACUGAAGAAUACAGAGAAAGUAAGCAUGAUGCAGCUUCUAAAAACAACAUCAGUAAGAAGAGGUUUAUAUGCAGGUGUAGGACUCGCAUUUUUUCAACAAUUUAUCGGUAUCAACACAGUCAUGUACUAUAGUCCCUCCAUUGUUCAAUUGGCUGGUUUUGCAUCCAACAGAACCGCACUUCUUCUGUCAUUAAUCACUUCUGGCCUCAACGCAUUUGGUUCGAUUCUGAGCAUAUAUUUCAUUGAUAAAACCGGAAGGAAGAAACUCGCAUUGAUUAGUUUGAUUGGUGUCGUGUUCUCUUUGACACUUUUAACCGUUACUUUUCGUGAGGCUGAGAUUCAUUCACCCAUGGUCAGUGUCAUUGAAAGCUCUAGUUUUAAUAGCACAUGCCCUGAUUUCAAAACAGCGACUAUGAAUAAUGAGAAAUGGAAUUGUAUGAGGUGUUUAAAGGCUACUUCAACUUCUUGUGGAUUUUGUGCUGCUCAUGACAAGCUCUCACCAGGGGCAUGUGUAAUCUCAAAUGGCUCUAUAAACGGCAUGUGUGCGAAUGAUCACAGAGCAUGGUACACGAGAGGAUGUCCAAGCAAUUUUGGUUGGAUUGCGCUAAUAGGCCUUGCACUCUACAUCAUAUUCUUCUCGCCUGGAAUGGGAACAGUUCCGUGGGUUGUUAACUCAGAAAUCUAUCCAUUAAGAUACAGAGGAAUCUGCGGAGGAAUAGCUUCUACAACUAUUUGGGUUUCCAACCUUGUUGUUUCGCAAUCGUUUUUGUCUCUGACAGAAGCAAUUGGAGCAGCUUGGACUUUCAUGCUCUUUGGAAUUAUUGCAUUUAUAGGCAUUUUCUUUGUUAUUGUAUUUGUGCCAGAGACUAAAGGAGUUCCAAUAGAAGAAGUGGAGGACAUGCUUGAUAAAAGGUCUGUGCAGAUUAUGUUUUGGCGGAAGAGAGAUUCUGAAGAAAAUGAUAAUAAAGGCUAG
This is a messenger RNA of Lathyrus sativus (Indian pea), 1719 nucleotides long. NCBI's taxonomy places the organism in Eukaryota, Viridiplantae, Streptophyta, Magnoliopsida, Fabales, Fabaceae. The record is from the annotation of a GenBank genome assembly.